AUUUGAAAGUUCAAUGGAGACAAAGGAAAACUUCCGUCCUUUAAAGAGGUACUUCCGUCAGAGAGCUCACUGCAAUCCUUUGUCUCACAACGACACAUUUACCUAUCCCCAGACUCCAGAUGAUAUGGACUGGUCCGUUCACUAUCCUCAGUACUUCGAUUCUCAGCUCCCUGCACAGGAGCAAAAUAAGAAGGCAACCAAGCAAGUGAGUGUGCUGGAUGUUGGUUGUGGUUAUGGCGGUUUGACGGUGGCCUUGAGCACCAUUCUUCCGGAAGAGCUUAUUUUAGGGCUCGAAAUCCGCAUGAAGCUUUGCGAAUAUGUGGACUUGCGAAUCAAGAAUUUGCGCCAGGAAAAUGAGGGUCAGUACCAAAACGCCUCUGUUUUGCGAACGAACGCGAUGAAGUACCUCCCAAACUACAUCCGGAAAGGCCAGCUCUCUCGCAUGUUCUUCUGCUUCCCCGACCCGCACUUCAAGGAGAAGAAUCAUCGUCGCCGCAUCAUCAGUCCGGUUCUGCUUUCCGAGUACAUGUACUACCUGAAACCGUCAACGGGAUCCUUUACACGAUCACGGAUGUGGAGGAACUGUCGCUGUGGCACAAGAAGCAACUGGAAGACCAUCCUGGUUUCGAGCUGCUGACGGAGGAAGAACUCAAGGACGAUCCGGUGGUGGACGCGGUGUAUCACUCGACGGAGGAGGGAAAGAAGGUGGAGAGAAACGCAGGGAAGAAGUUUUUGUACGCGGCGAGGCGAAAGAGCGAUGAGGAAUUGAUUCAAUCAGUUUUGGAUU
Blastocystis hominis is the source of this 787-nucleotide messenger RNA. RefSeq lists its product as hypothetical. Gene Ontology annotation, molecular function: tRNA (guanine(46)-N7)-methyltransferase activity. Gene Ontology annotation, biological process: tRNA methylation; RNA (guanine-N7)-methylation. The record is from RefSeq and is a predicted model, not a curated record. Gene Ontology annotation, cellular component: tRNA methyltransferase complex. The transcript has 6 exons. Bases 14 to 637 code for a protein of 207 amino acids. Lineage: Eukaryota; Bigyra; Opalinata; Blastocystidae.